AUGGGCGGUCGACGUUAUGGAGAGAUCGUUACCCAACGUCAGGGGGCGGGCAGUCCGUGGAUACGAAGGGGCAGUUCCCGACCCCCGCACACCAUUUCGUCAGUGGGCACGAGCGCUAAAGCGAGAAGGACGCAGUUGGGCGCAGGGUUGCGGAGUUGCUUCGGGGUUGCCCGACGUCAGUCGCAGGCUCACCAUAGAGUUCAGUGGAAACCAUUGGACAGUCGACGGCGAUGGGACGAUGAUGUAGGUGGUUGUCCAGAAAAGGCCAGAAAACAACAGCAGCCGGUAGCUUCUGAGGUCCGGGGGAUAGACGACAAGCGCAGAGUCGGUCGUUUGCCUUGUGACCCAAGCGGAGACACACAACAUGCCGGUGGCGCAGCUGUUCGCAGCCCCUAUUCUGAUUGGAAUUCCCGACGACCAUGGAACAAGGCUGACUUGAAGGCGCAUAAAUACGGACCGUCGCAAGGUGGAGGUAAAGACAAUCUUCCCCACAAUCAGCAGCACUAUCUGAUCAAUCCCUUCAUCACAAUGCCAGGCAAACACGUACACUUUGCGGACGCGUUCCCCGCGACGCCUUCACCAUCGUUCUCGGUGAAUUCCCUGCCCUCUACUUCCGGGCCGUAUACCCCCCAAUCGGUAUCUUUGGGGUACCUCCCACUCCCUCCUACGUAUUCGGGGGUUUUCUCAAUCCACCCAGUCUUGAAGUACUCUACGAGCCCAGUAUUGGCUUUUGAUAUUUCCCUACCGACAACCUCCAUUCAACCCCGCGAUCCAAACGUUACCCCAUACGUCCUCGCGCAACCAGCAACCGAGCCUCCCCUCCCAUUUCUGGAGAUUACGGCUCCUGGCCUUCCUUGGAAGAUCACGAUACACCCAGUUAACAAGAACACACCUGUACCAAUCGUCACCGUUGCAGACGUUUUGCACGGCAUCUACGCGUCUCUGCGACUGCCAAUAUCACAGGCAGAGUACAACCUCAUUCCUUCGGAGCAAGCACGCUCUCGCAUCAAUGACGCAUAUCGCUAUCGUUGCAAGCGCCUCGCAGACCCCCAAGCGGUCCAGAAUACCACUGGGUUGGAAUGUCCGGCGUUGCCGAAGGUCCGGCAGAGCGGCAGCGUCCUAUACCAGAAUCCGAACGCAUUUAGCCCACCGACUGCCGGACCACCCCUGCCGGACGCCCGGACCGACAGACUGCCGGACAUUCCAAUUCCGAAGUGUUCUCAAGCGGUCGAGAGGGAGUCGAAGAAGGGCAUCAAGCGCAUCGAUUUCCUGACGGAGAACACCACUUUCAUGGGAUUGUCGAGCACGAAACACGGAGGGCAUGUUUGGCAACUCAACCUUUCACGAUAG
Messenger RNA from Coprinopsis cinerea okayama7#130, 1350 nucleotides. RefSeq lists its product as hypothetical. The coding region runs from base 1 to 1350 and encodes 449 amino acids. NCBI's taxonomy places the organism in Eukaryota, Fungi, Basidiomycota, Agaricomycetes, Agaricales, Psathyrellaceae. The transcript is spliced from 7 exons. The record is from RefSeq and is a predicted model, not a curated record.